AUGUACUACAUCUUCUCAGCAUUGUGGAAAUAUAUCACUUCUUGUCUCAAAUCCAGUAAACCUGAAACACUCAAAGCAACACAACCAAGUUUGAAUAAAUUGAUGCACCUUUCAAGAGUCACAACACGUACAAUCGGACGUUUAAGCAGACCAUACAAUGAUGGGGGUAGACUAUCAAUUUGUAGUAAUGGAAAAACCCAAAAAGAAUAUACGAAACCAAAGAAAGUUUUGAACCCAGUUAACAAAGCAAACAAAAGGAUAGAAAAAAGAAUUGUGGAUGGAUCGUUUAGUAUUGGUGAAGAGGUCACUCAAUUCAAAAAUGGUGUGCAAAUACCAAUACAACUUCAAAUGAUGCAAAUUAAAAGGAAAAUUGAUGAAGUUUGGGGGUUAACAGAGAUGAAGAAGGAAAACAAUUUCAGAGAAUCUACUAGACGACCAGUAUCACUCUUCCCAACUUGGAAAGUCGACUAG
Molecule: messenger RNA, 471 nt
Organism: Entamoeba invadens IP1
Lineage: Eukaryota; Evosea; Mastigamoebida; Endamoebidae
Exons: 1
Coding region: 1-471 (156 amino acids)
Source: RefSeq, a predicted model, not a curated record